CGGAAGUUGCGUCGUUGGAGCGCGUCAGCAUCGGUUGAAAUGGCUGGUUUGAUCAAGAAGACCACAGGCUUGGUUGGCCUCGCUGUCUCCCACAAUCCACAUGAGCGUCUUCGGAUUCUGUACACAAAGAUUCUGGGCGCUCUACAAACUAUGCCUCAGGAUGCUGCCUACAGGAAAUACACAGAGCAGCUGAUCAAUGAGAGGCUCAACCACGUCAAAGUUGAACCAGACGUAGAAAAGCUUGAAAAAAAAAUCAGCUGUGGACAGAUUGAGGAGGUUAUUGCACAGGCCGAGGCUGAGCUGGCUCUGUCCAGGAAGAUGACCGAAUGGAAACCGUGGGAACCUCUCGUAGAGGAAGCACCGGUGAACCAGUGGAAAUGGCCCAUCUGAAGUCCUCAUGAUGUUUAUGUACAUAUAUCAUGUUUAUAUUAAAUACUAAAUAAAUAAACACUGUCCAUUUA
Carassius carassius (crucian carp) is the source of this 461-nucleotide messenger RNA. Its product is annotated as NADH dehydrogenase [ubiquinone] 1 alpha subcomplex subunit 5-like. The record is from RefSeq and is a predicted model, not a curated record. The transcript has 5 exons. Bases 40 to 390 code for a protein of 116 amino acids. NCBI's taxonomy places the organism in Eukaryota, Metazoa, Chordata, Actinopteri, Cypriniformes, Cyprinidae. Gene Ontology annotation, biological process: respiratory electron transport chain.